AACUCGGUUGAUUCCCCGUCGCGAUUAACGCCACACGUAAUCUCGAUCCGUUAUCCUCGGCCAGGCUGAAACGACUCCUCCCCCUAUGGACCCGCACGUCCUUUUGCAGCGCCCUUCCAGCCGUUGGCGCCGCCUCGAACGCACCUGAUCGCCCCACGUACGGCGCCGAUGGGCCCCGUCCAGCCGGGCGGCCGCAAUGAUGAUUCCUGCCCCCUUCGCCUCCGGACCGAAAGCGAAGUGAGCAGCUGCAGGGGGAGGCCGCCAUUAUCGCAGCACGCCGCCGCGUCAUCUAAUCGAGGCGAGGGGGAGACAGAGAGGAGGAGGAAAAACGGGAAAUAAAUCUUCAUCAAGCAACAGGUAGCGGGAGCGGACGCGAGGUGAACCACUAGCUGGCCAGUGCCGGCCGAGGCUAGGGUUCCGGGGAUCGCGGGCGCGGGCUCGGGCUCGACUUUCGUAGCCUAGCCGCCGCCGCCGGCCGCGCGGGGGAACCGGAUGCUAUGCUGCUGAGCUGCGGGUCGCUCUCCUCCUGGGUGCGCCGCUUCGUCGCCUGCGUUGGAGCAGAGGUUGUUUUGGUUGUGCCCAGCCUACUCCAAUAAUAGCUGUUGACAAGCCUACAAAAGGUUUAAGAAUUCAAGGACGCUCAGUAAAAAGGCGCAACGUAUCAGACGACUUUUGGAGCUCGAGCCCACACGAAAUGGAGAAUAGUGCCUUGCAAUCCCGGCACAGUAUGUCCUCAAUCAGCACAGCAGCACAGCCUAAUGAUCAGCAUGUUUCUGGAACUAGCAGCUCCCCAAAUGAGUUUGUAAAUCAAGGUCUUCUACUAUGGCACCAGACUAGACAGCAGUGGAUUGGAAACCGAAGGCUUAAUUCUCAGGGUCAACAAAGUCAAGAACCAAAAAUAAGUUGUAAUGCUACAUACGAAAGCCUGCUCGGAAGCUCGAAGCCGUUCCCACAACCGACCCCUCUUGGUGAAAUGGUGGAUUUUCUCGUGGUCAGCUGGGAGCAGGAAGGCUUGUACGGUUAGAGCUGGUUAUUGGAAGGUGCCGUUGGUUAGAGCUGGUUAUUGGAAGGUGCCGUUUGUAAUCACGUUAUUAUUCGCUGAAAUGUACGCAGCUUGAGUAGGCUGCAGAAGUCUGUGUCGUGUUGAAUGUGGAUUGCCUCGGAGACAGGAACAGGAUGACACCCCUUUUAAGCAAAUGUAUAAAAUAUUCGUUGUUUUUAUUACUAGUAUAAUUGUUUGUGUUCACAGCGUUCA
This is a messenger RNA of Zea mays, 1255 nucleotides long. RefSeq lists its product as uncharacterized. The record is from RefSeq and is a predicted model, not a curated record. The transcript has 5 exons. Bases 695 to 1024 code for a protein of 109 amino acids. Lineage: Eukaryota; Viridiplantae; Streptophyta; Magnoliopsida; Poales; Poaceae.